AUGACCGAGACCCCUGCGCCUGCGAUGCGGGACCUGCCGGAGUCGUGGAACUUGAUGAAAGCGAUCCACCAUCUACAGGACCACCCACGGCAAUCCUCUCCAGGGUUCAGCCAGGCGAUCGUGGAGAACUGGAGCUUGGGUUACAGCUUCGUGUGGUCAGGUGACGGCGACUUCAUUGGCAUCGUUAACGAGCCGAUCAGCAUGGAAGUCGACCAGGAGGCUUGCCCGAGCCCAGACGGUGAGCAGAAACAGAGCAGCGGCGAAGGUACGCGGGCUCCGCAGGGCAGCCCACCCAUGACGCCCGCGCGAAAACGGCGGCGGACGGCGCGAUCCGCGGCCAACGGCAUGUCGAGGGAGCUCUAUGGUUCCCAGCAGGCGCCGAUCCACGAAUGCCUGGCACCAGACAACCCCAGCGUCGCUAAUGCUGUGGAGCUCCUCCGGCUGCUGCAGGCUCACUACCAUGAGCCUGAGUCGCUGCCAUGGACAUCCACGAAGCUCGACAAGAAACUCCAGGUGCAGCUGGAAGAUGCACUCAGUGUCGUCACUGCGACUUUGCCGCCCUGGACGACGACCCUGCCCCGACUUUGUCCCUUCUUGCUCAGCUUGGACGCGCGAAAGAAGUUGCUGAAGUACACAGCCUUCGGCCCUUCUUUUGCUAUCCACUGGGUGCAGGAGCACAAGGUGGGCUCGCUCAUGCAGCGAAGGGCCACGGUGCAGACAGAACUCAACUCACAAGCGGAUCCCAGAAAGAUCCAGGAGUUGUCACAAGAACUCUCGAAUUUGGAAGAGCAUGUCGUGAGGUCCAGUAAUUGGCUGGGCACGUUGCAAAGCACACUUGUGAAGGUCAGCAAAGGUGACCUACUACUCAGGCAAGCCGAGGUCGCCAUGGACCUGCUUUCAGGCUCCGGCCACAUGCUUGAGGUGCAAUUCGAUGGAGAGACCGGUUUUGGCAGCGCGGUCACACAGUCUUUCUACGUCGAGGUAAGCAUGGCCUUGCAAGAUCGAGAAAUGAAUCGCCAGCUUCCUCUCUGGGUGGAGGAUGACGGCUCGUCAUGCACGCCUUAUCUCCUUAGCCGUCGCGGACUCCUCAUCCGACCGCUGCCCGAGGGUGCGGUCAGGGACGCAGCCUGCCAGAGGUUCCGCUUCUUAGGGCGCUUGAUGGGCCAUGCCCUGCGGGACGGCUUCAUUGCGCCGUUGCCUUUGACAGAGGAGUUCUUCUCCUUGGUCCUUGGCCACAGCCUAGGCCGGAAACAUCUCCCGCGCCCGGGCGCUGGUGUGGCCGGCGAACUCCUAGGUGCUCUGGCGAAAUUUGCCGAGCACAUUUCGCACGGACAGAAGGAAGGAAGAGGAGAUGCCUGGUGCCACGAAGAGGCCGCGAGACCAGACUUUACGAGUCGGUUCUUGGCUUCCGAUGCAGGCAGUGCUGGCAUCGACAGCAAAGUGGAAGAGACGGAAUCGCUUGGCCAGCAGCUGUCACUAGAUGACUACUUGAAAUUGCUGGGCGUUAGCUUCCUCGAAACAGGGCUGAGUGGCGCAUCCUUGCGCCCCGGCGGCGAGAACAUUCCGGUCACACUGGAUAAUCUCGACGACUUCCUGGACCAGGUCACAGCCUUUUGGUUCGACACCGGAAUCCGGGCACAGGUGGAUGCAUUCAGAGCAGGCCUCAACGAGAUUUUGCCUGUUCAAUGCCUAGCAGCUUUUAGACCAGCAGAACUCAGACAGAUGUUCUGCGGGGAGGACCGCGUCGAGUGGGAUGAGAGGGCUUUGCUAAAGCAUCUCCGUCCUGCCGGUGGUCUCUCAGGCGGCUCGCAGCUUUUCACUCACCUCGUUUCUGUCCUGCUCGAGAUGGACCAGGCCAACCGAGCUCGAUUUUUAGAUUUUGUCUCGUCUUGUCCGAGGCUUCCCCCAGGUGGAAUUGCAAACUUUCACCUGGACGUCUUCCCAGAUCCGCAAACUGGUUCCAGGAAGGGGUUCCCCCGUUCGCGGGCCUGCGCAAAUCAAUUGUACUUGCCGCCCUACUCCUCGAAAGAGGAAUUGCGGGAAAGGUUGUUCGAGGCCAUGCAUUGUUCCGUGGGCCACCAUGAGCAGAAGAUGCGAGACGCCUGA
Molecule: messenger RNA, 2106 nt
Organism: Symbiodinium sp. CCMP2592
Lineage: Eukaryota; Dinophyceae; Suessiales; Symbiodiniaceae
Source: the annotation of a GenBank genome assembly